Messenger RNA from Trichoplax adhaerens, 4101 nucleotides. RefSeq lists its product as uncharacterized. Gene Ontology annotation, molecular function: protein binding; structural constituent of nuclear pore. The transcript has 37 exons. Gene Ontology annotation, biological process: protein localization to nuclear inner membrane; transcription-dependent tethering of RNA polymerase II gene DNA at nuclear periphery; protein import into nucleus. Gene Ontology annotation, cellular component: nuclear pore; nuclear pore inner ring. Bases 1 to 4101 code for a protein of 1366 amino acids. Lineage: Eukaryota; Metazoa; Placozoa; Uniplacotomia; Trichoplacea; Trichoplacidae. The record is from RefSeq and is a predicted model, not a curated record.
AUGACCCACCAACAUGCCAGUAAUCAAGCGUUAAGUGAAGCUUCCAAACAGUUGGAGAAACAUCUCGAUCAGGAUAGUCAUUAUUUGGAUCUUUCUCGCUUACUCAAUAUAUCUUCUGGCUCAUAUACGGCUGGUAUAAGUGGAAUUGGUGAAAAUGACUAUGCUUCCAUAUCGGCCUUACCAGGGCUACAGAAUGUACCGAACUUUGCCAAUGUUCGCAGGGUACCGCUGCCAGUAGAGCUAGUAGAACAAUUCAAUCAUUUACAAUAUAAUUGUCUAAUGGGUCUAUUUCCUGAAAUUAAACGAGCUUGGUUAUCUAUCGAUAGUGAUAUCUUUGUAUGGAAUUACGAAGAUGGGAGCGAUGUUGCUUAUUUUGAUGGUCUCAGUGAAUACAUAAUGUGUGUUGGACUAGUUAGACCCAAACCAGGAAUAUUUCAAGAUCAUAUCAAAUUCCUGUUAUGUUUAGCUACUGCUGUCGAUGUUGUUCUACUAGGGGUUAGCUUUUCGGAAGCUACACAAACGGCCGGAUAUCCUUAUAAAGAGAUGCAUCUUCAGCCCGAGCCACUAUUCGUAUUGCCAUUAGAUCAGCAAAUUGAGAUUACAUCCAUCAGUGGUACUCGAAAUGGACGAAUAUUCAUGACCACCAAGAACUGUUGUCUAUUCGAAAUAGAAUAUCGAGAUAAAGCCGGUUGGUUUACCCAGCAGUGUCGUAUUGUAAACCAUUCCAGUAGUUACCUUUACGGAGUAUCUGGCAUCUAUAAUAUUUUCAUGAAGGUUGUCAACUUAUUUUCUACAGAAGAUUCAAUGCAACAGAUUGCCAUAGAUGAAAGUAGAAACAUUUUAUAUACAUUAUCUAAAGAAAGCACUAUACAGGUUUAUGACCUUGGAAGUAACGGGAAUCUGACUAGUCAUGUUGUUACGUUAAAUCGCGGAGCUAUUUUAUCUCAAGCUUCAAGAUCCGCAAGGUACAUAGAUGCCGGUAACUUUGCUCCGGUUGUAUAUAUUGCUCCGAUCAGUAAACAAGAGUCUCUUGGCGUGCAGCUUAUAGCCGUAACUAAAUCAGGUGUUAGACUAUACUUUGUUGUCACUAGCUCAUUUAGUGACAGACCAUCUCACAUUCAACUAGUUCAUAUUCGCAUGCCUCCUGGUUGCACUCCGUCAGUUCCUGCAAUACAACGCCCCAAUAAUAUCAAUAUUUCAUACUAUAACCAUGGAUUGAUGCUCAUGGCUUCUAGCAGUUCCGAUGAUUCUGACAUAUUAUGGUUGACUAAUCCAGAUGUGUUUCCCUUUAUGAAGUUACUUAAAGAGAGUCAGUGUACAACUGCAAUUAACGGGCAUAUAUGGGCUAUCAAUGAAACUAAAGACUUUGAUCAGGUUGCAAAUCCCAAUCUGAAAACCGUAAAGUCAGAUCCUCCAGCGAUUGUUAGUCAACAUGCUAAACCAUUAAGACAAUUCGUCAUUUUAGGAGCUCAGGGUGCCUACCUUCUUGAUAGCUUUCGACCGUCCGAAUUACUGCGUUGUAUCUUGCUAAAGUGUGGAAGAGUGGAUCAAGAAGCUGUACAAACAUACUUUAGUAUGGACACGAUCAAUGCAGUGGUAUCAUGCCUCGUUUUGGCGUGCUCUAAUCGCCCAUCUGAUCAGCAUGUUACCAAACUUGCUGCGCAAGCUUUUUUCUGUUAUAGUGAUGAGCCGAGAUUCGAAUUCCCAACUAGUUCAAACAUUACGCAACCCGGAGUUGGCAGUCAUCCUGGUGAUACGAAGCCACAACCUUUUCAACAACCACCUUCAACGAAUGUUAAUCAAGCACCUUCGCCACCAGAAUCUGGUCGGCCAUUAUCGACUGAAAACACGUUGCAGUCGGCCCCCACUGAUGGAGUACCUGUUAUGAAAUUCUCUUUAAAGCAUGAUGGAGUAUAUUUAUAUCUAUCUCGUAUUCUCCGACCUGUGUGGAAUACGAAUCUAACUGCGGAAGUCGUUCGAACCUCAACUAAGGUUGAAUAUGUUACCAUGGAAAGUCAAUUCUCAUCUGAAGAAUUAUUAUGGCUAUGUGAGCAAGUAGCUAGCCUAAAAGCGUUUAUUGAGGAGCAUAAUCAGCUCUUUCUUAGUCCAUCCCUUCAUCAUCAUAUGCUAAAUGUUGUAAAAUCUCAAGCUGGCGUCAGAUCAGACCCAAAUGUUCCCAACCGACAGGUGAUACAAUCGCAACUGCAACAACGCUAUAAAGCUGAUGCUGUAUCUACUGAAAAAAGAUCCUUUGAGAACAUGAGUUCUCUUCUGACCGGAUGUAUAGAGUGCUUUUCUUUAUGGAGUAUUAUAUGCAACCACGAUUUCUCUGUUGUAAUGACUAACUUGAGCAAGGAAAUGAAGGACAUUAUUUUGAGAACAAAGUUUAAAGAUCUAGUUCUGGGCGAUGGAAAGAUAACGAAUGCUCUAAUUGCUGCGUUAAUUGAUAUGUACUUACUGGAUAACGCUUCAACGGAUCCCAUUACCGAUCAAUUACGUAUAAAAUGCCCGUCAUUGUACAGCAGUGAUGAUGCAACAUGUUCUAAAGCAUAUGAGAUGUUGCACCAAGCUAAAAUAUCUACGGAUAUGAAGGAAGCUGAGUUGGCCUAUAGGUCAUCUUUACAGCUAUUUCGUCAAGUAACUAAACAUGUCGACGUGGCACAGGUCUGCCAACAGUACAAAAAUGUAUUUUUCUUCGAAGGUGUGAUUGAAUUAGCUCUAACAGCUGCUGAAGCAGAGGAUGUCAAGGAAUAUGCUUUAAAUUUUUAUAAGAAUGGCGAUCCUCCUAACGAUAACAUAGGUAGAGAGGCUUUUACCAAAAGGAGCCACUACUACAAGUGUAUUGUAGAUUCAUUGGAUUACUUGAUGAAUGCGGCAGUAAGCGAUGCUAGUCGGUCACCUUUAGGUUCAGUAUCUUCGAAAAGAGCGAAUACGAAUUUAAAUACGUUAACUGUAAAUGAGGCCGAAACAAUGAUGGAAAAGGUUCUCAGUGAUUCGUUCGCUUCUGGUGAUGAACUGAUUCAUGUAACUUUAUACGAUUGGUUGAUUGCAAAUAAUUUGCAUGACAGGCUGUUAGAAGUUUCGUCCGUCUAUUUAGAGGCCUAUUUAAAACGUGCAACAACCUCCCAGCCUUCAAAUCUAGUUGCAAUGGAUCUAUUAUGGAAGUAUUACGAAAAGAAUAAUAAAUAUCAGUCAGCUUCGUUAAUCUUAAGCAAAUUAGCAGAAAGAACAAGCACGGAUAUUACAUUGCAAAAGCGAGUUGAAUACUUAUCUCGAGCAAUUAUUAGCGCAAAAAGCGCGAGCUUUCCUGGAGCUAGUGGAAGUGCUGGGGAUUUUCUUCACGAAUUAGAAGAGAAAUUAGAGGUGGCUCGUAUUCAGUCGAAAAUUCACGAUGCGCUAGUGUUGCUUCAGCAAGAAAAAGGCCACUUACAGGAAUAUACUGAAGCUUUACGGGAAUUAAAUGGAGGGAUAUUUGAUAUUAGUACUCUGUAUAAGGACUUUGCAAGUAGAUUUGAUCUCGCUGAAUGCAAACUCGCUAUACUAUACACUGCUGGCCAUAAUGAUGUAAAUCUUGUAGAGACUGUAUGGAAAGACAUUAUAGACUAUGAAAUUCAUAGAUCAAAAAUGUUAUCAGAAGGAGCUAAAAUGAGCUCCAUUUCCAAUAGAUUAGCUGAAAUUGGCAACCUAUAUGCUCAUUCGGAGCAGUAUUUUCCAUUACUGUACAUAUUGACAUUGUUGGAGAAACGGAGUUGCGAAUUGAAUUGGGAUCCAAGGCUUGCAUAUGAAACUAUGUUACGAAUUGAUAUAUCUCGGAAGACCAUGCUAACUGCUUAUAAUUUACUUUUUAGAGCAAAAGAUCCUUUUUGGCAAGCUGUGAAAAAGCCUUUACAUCUGUUUUUAGUUAUACAUAAUUUAAUCACGUCCUCGAUCGAAGCCAAAGAUUUAGUCCCCGAUGAUAAGCGAGAAUUUUGCAUUUCUGCGUUAAGUUCUGUGGAUAGUUACUUAGUCGAACUGGAGUCAAUGAGCUUAAGUAGUAUAGCUGUACAAAAUAUGAUCAGUCGAUAUCGAUCUCUGAAAGCGCAAUUAUCGCGUUUAACUUAA